Drosophila takahashii is the source of this 1304-nucleotide messenger RNA. RefSeq names its product G-box-binding factor-like. NCBI's taxonomy places the organism in Eukaryota, Metazoa, Arthropoda, Insecta, Diptera, Drosophilidae. The record is from RefSeq and is a predicted model, not a curated record.
AUGCCAACACCAAUACCGCUAACGAAAGCCAAGAAUCCGCCGCCACUGCCACACGAGAUGCACAUCAACAUCAAUGCGCAUUACGGUAGCGGUGCGGCGCUCAGCAAUCAUCAACCUCAUCCACAUUCGCAUUCGCAUCCGCAUACACAUCCUCACCAGCAGCAGUCGCAGCAACAGCAACAGCAGCCGCAGCAGCAACAGCAACAUCAAAACACCAAAACGCCCAACACAAACAACAGCAACACACAAGCAACACCAACGGGAGCAGCAACAGCUGCUAGCAAACUACAACCGGGAAACACCAACACACCAACGAAAGCUUCGCGGGAGGCAACUCCCACACGGGAGCAACAUCAGGCACAUGCCACGCCCACACGCGAACACCAGCAGCAAACGCCCACCCGCCAGCAGCAACUGCAACGCGAGCAACGCGAACAACGGGAGCAUCGCGAGCAGCAGCAACACCAACGCGAACGGCAGCAACAUUUGCGUGAGCAACGCGAACAACGCGAGCGGGAGUACCAACACGAACACGAACACCACCACGAACAACACCAACACCAUCACCAUCGUGAGCAUCACGAGCAACACCAUCACCACCGUCAUCAUCACUCAUCUGGAUCACAGCAGCAACACCAACGCUACAGCAGCAGCAACAGCUACAAAUCUCAUAAUAAUUCCGUUUACCAGUAAGGAGAAACCGAGAAACAAGAGUCAAAAAUGCAAUUCUAGCAAUUGGAGCCACAAUUUUUUGGAAACAUUCUUUCAAAACUGCAACAGCAAUUCAAUCAGUAAACAGUUUAAUUGUGCUACCUUUGUUAAAACAAAAAAGACCCCCGCCCUCUCAUGCACGCCUCUUUCUACACUUAACACAACGCGCUUGUCAGAAAAUAAAUACAAAAUUGCCCCAAAAUUUCCCGGCUAAAUCCCAUUGAAACUGAAUUUUAUGAGCCGCCAUAUCCCGCUUAACUAGGCCCAUAGAAGUGUGUUUAUUUGUUGUAGCUGACGAGAUGCCCUUAGCAACAAAAAAAGGUUAAAGAAAAGUGAGUCCAAGAGACCUGUUUGUAAGAAAUCCUACUUUAAGUUUCGUCUUUUCGUUUAAUACGUUAAACACUUCCCGAAAUAUCAAAAGUAAAAUUUUAACACUGCCGAGGUUAAAAAAAAAAAUAAAAGUAUUAACAUAAAAAGCAAGGGCAUCUCACUCUCACUUGGCUUUCCGUUCUAUGUCUCCCCCUGGAAAAUCUCUUUUAAUAUUAGAACCAAGAACCACUCCGAUCCUCAACUAAAAUAACCAAUGACAAGAC